Molecule: messenger RNA, 1524 nt
Organism: Trichechus manatus latirostris (Florida manatee)
Lineage: Eukaryota; Metazoa; Chordata; Mammalia; Sirenia; Trichechidae
Gene: CENPP
Product: centromere protein P
Exons: 8
Coding region: 359-1222 (287 amino acids)
Biological process (GO): CENP-A containing chromatin assembly
Cellular component (GO): nucleus; chromosome, centromeric region
Source: RefSeq, a predicted model, not a curated record
UGGCCCUCGCGUAGUCCGGGCCUUCUUUUUCAGUGACGUAAGCACGCGGGUUCCUCUAACGCGCCACCAGCGCGGGGUCAGCGGCAGCACCCUUGGCUUUGGGGGUGGGAUGAAUCAACUCUCUUGAAAGUGUAGGGACUUCUUGGAGACAGCUUUGUUAACGUGCGCAGGGACGUAAACGACCUUGGGAUAUUUUGUGAGCUUGGGGUUUUAUGUUCUAGGGCGCGAGCUCCCACACCCUCACCCCCACCGAGCUCGGCAAAUGGUCCGCGCUGGGAGAGCGCGGGAGUCUUGAAGCGCCUAGAAGGCCCCAGUCAGUAGGGACCUGACGGGAUCCGGUUGUUGUCAGCGCUGCCGUAUGGAGGCCGAAUGGGCUGAGGUACGCGCCCUGGAAGCAGAAAUAGCAAUCCUGAGGCGGGCAUGCGAGGAGCCGACGGCGUCCUGGAAAGAGACCUCCAACGCCAAAAAAUCAUUUAAAAAUAUAUACCAAUCAGAGUCUGAAGGAUUGGAGUUUUCAAAAGAUCUGAGAAGACAGCUUGGACAUUUAGAAUCAGAACUUUCACUUCUAAGUACACUUAUGGGCAUCAACAUAAGAAAGCACUCCAAGAAAACGGAGGACUUGUCAAGCACUGAGAUGACAGAAAAAAAUAUAAAGAAAGUUCUACAGAGACACAGAUUAUCAGGAAGUUGCCACAUGGUUACAUUUCAACUUGAAUUUCAGAUUCUGGAAAUUCAGAAUGAGAAGAAUUUAUCUUCUGUUAUUACUGACCUGAAUAUAAUAAUGGAACCCACAGAGUAUUCAGAAUUAAGUGAAUUUGUAUCUAGAGCAGAAGAAAGAAGAGAUCUUUUCAUGUUUUUCAGAAGCCUGCACUUUUUUGUGGAGUGGUGUGAAUAUCGUAAGCGCACAUUUAAACAUUUCAAGGAAAAAUAUCCAGAUGUUGUACAGCUCCCCGAAGGUGCCGCCUCCAGCUGCAUGGGGAUCCAGAGCGCCAGCCAGCCUGGAUUUGAAUUAGUAAUUGUUUGGAGAAUACAAAUAGAUGAUGAAGGGAAGGUUUUGCCAAAGCUGGAUCUUUUAACCAAAAUCCCACAGCAAGCCCUGGAGCUGGACAAGAAGAAAGUUAUAGAAAGUGCUCCUCUCAGCUUCCGCACCCUCCUGGGAGUGCUUGGAAUUGAAGCCGCUCUAGAAAGCCUGAUAAAAUUAUUUUUCAACACAAAAGAAUGACUAGUUCACAAAAACUGAACACUUAUGAAAUAAGAUUCUGCACUCGGCAGUUUAUAAUUUUAUUGAAUAUAAACAUUUGCUAUUUUUCAUUUAGAAAUCAUACCCUUAAAACAUGCUAUCUAUGUAUAUGGCACAUAUAUAAACUGUCAUGACAUGAAAAAUAAAUACAGCUAUUUAAAUACAAAAUGCCAAAUACAAGUGACAUGUAUAGUGUAUUUUUUUAAAUAAGCUUGACAUUCGAGUCAGUGUACCAAGAGUGAUUGUACAUCCUUACAGACGCCUGGAGAGAGGUUUUGUGAGCC